Molecule: messenger RNA, 2203 nt
Organism: Pyrus x bretschneideri (Chinese white pear)
Lineage: Eukaryota; Viridiplantae; Streptophyta; Magnoliopsida; Rosales; Rosaceae
Product: protease Do-like 2, chloroplastic
Biological process (GO): proteolysis
Molecular function (GO): serine-type endopeptidase activity; protein binding
Source: RefSeq, a predicted model, not a curated record
CCGUGGUCCUAAGAAACGGUAACUUCGUCUUCCAAAAACCACCUUCUUUCAGCAGCGAGCUCUGAGCUUCCAUUUUUCAAAUGGCCGUUGCGGUAGGCAACUGCUGCUUCUCUGCGGCCACCUCCACCGUUAAACUCCGCUCCUCCGUCUCCGACCAACCUUUCUUCGCCACGUGGCUCUGUUCCGGCAGCUACCAGUACCACGCUCUUAAGCCCGUCAGCCGAAGCAAUAGAGAAAGAGCUUCCAGUUCGAGAAAAGGCUUGUCGUCGCCGCCGUCCGCUGAUAAAUACCAACCGGAGAGAGAAGGCGUUCCCAAUAAGUUUAGCGGAAAUGAGAGAGGGAAGAAGGGGAAGUCCCAAUCGGUGGCGUACAGAGCGUUCGGAACGCAACGAAUAGAGAGGAAGGAGUCUGUAGUUGAUCAGAAAGAGCAGCAGGUUGAACCGAAAAGUCUCCAGGAUGCUGAUUUUCUCAAUGCCGUUGUCAAGGUUUACUGCACCCAUACCGCGCCUGACUACUCCCUUCCAUGGCAAAAACAAAGACAAUAUACAAGUACAGGCAGUGCUUUUAUGAUUGGUGACGGGAAACUCUUGACAAAUGCCCACUGUGUUGAGCAUUAUACUCAGGUCAAAGUGAAGAGAAGAGGGGACGAUACCAAAUACGUGGCUAAGGUUUUGGCCAGAGGUGUUGAUUGUGAUAUAGCUUUACUUUCGGUAGAAAGUGGGGAAUUCUGGAAAGGAGCAGAACCACUCCAAUUGGGAAGCUUGCCACAUCUUCAGGAAGCAGUGACUGUUGUAGGAUAUCCCCUUGGAGGAGAUACCAUUUCAGUAACUAAGGGGGUUGUAUCACGUAUAGAGGUUACAUCAUAUGCUCAUGGGUCAUCUGAUCUGCUGGGCAUUCAGAUUGAUGCAGCAAUAAACCCUGGUAAUAGUGGUGGCCCUGCAUUCAAUGAUCAAGGGGAGUGCAUUGGUGUGGCAUUUCAGGUCUACAGAUCUGAAGAGGCUGAGAAUAUUGGAUAUGUCAUUCCUACUACAGUUGUGUCUCAUUUUUUGGAUGACUAUGAGAGGAACGGGAAGUACACAGGUUUCCCUUGCCUUGGUGUAUUGUUACAAAAGUUGGAGAAUCCAGCAUUAAAGGCGUGCCUGAAAGUAGAGUCUAUUGAGGGUGUACUGGUGCGAAGAGUUGAACCCACUUCUGAUGCACAUAAUGUGUUAAAGGAGGGGGACGUCAUUGUAAGCUUUGAUGAUGUUCAUGUAGGGUGUGAAGGAACAGUACCCUUUCGAUCAAAUGAGCGCAUCGCAUUCCGCUACCUCAUUAGUCAAAAAUUUGCAGGCGAUGUUGCAGAUAUUGGUAUUAUUAGAGCUGGAGACUAUAAAGUUAAGGCAGUUUUGCACCCACGAGUGCAUUUGGUUCCCUUUCAUAUCGAUGGAGGUCAGCCUUCUUACCUAAUAAUUGCUGGUUUGGUGUUUACCCCACUCUCAGAACCGCUGAUAGAAGAGGAGUGUGAUGACUCUAUAGGGCUUAAACUCUUGGCGAAGGCGCGCUACUCUUUGGCUAGAUUCAAAGGGGAGCAGAUAGUAAUCCUAUCACAGGUCUUAGCAAAUGAAGUAAACAUUGGGUAUGAAGACAUGAGCAAUCAGCAGGUUUUGAAGUUAAACGGAAUCCAAAUAAGGAACAUUCAUCAUUUAGCCUACCUUGUAGACUCAUGCAAGGACAAGUACGUAGUCUUUGAAUUCCAAGACAACUACAUAACCGUGUUGGAAAGGGAAGCAGCUACCGCUGCUUCGUCCUGCAUUCUCAAAGACUAUGGCAUUCCAUCCGAAAGAUCUUCCGAUCUGUUGGAGCCCUACGCGGAUUCGCUUGGGGACAACCAAGCAGUUGAUCAGGAUAUCGGUGACAGUCCAGUUUCAAAUUUGGAAAUCGGCUUCGAUGGAAUUAUUUGGGCAUAAAUAAUCAUUCUUUACAUCUUGGAGAGGCACAAGCCAUGAUAUGGUUGUGAUUCGCCGGCCAACAGUUAUUUAUCGAUUGGCUCCUGUCGCCGCAGCGCCGCCGUUGCAAGGUGUUCGAUUUUGUAGUUUCUUAGCUAGUGUGACAAUUUUGAUAAUUUGUAUCCAUAAGAUGCUUCGGAUAGCAUGACAAAUCAUUGUUGUAAUUGAAUUAUUUACUGUAACAAAAAUAAUGAAAUGCCAAUGCAAACUUCAUAUUA